Messenger RNA from Sycon ciliatum, 3820 nucleotides. RefSeq lists its product as uncharacterized. The transcript has 13 exons. The coding region runs from base 771 to 3158 and encodes 795 amino acids. Lineage: Eukaryota; Metazoa; Porifera; Calcarea; Leucosolenida; Sycettidae. The record is from RefSeq and is a predicted model, not a curated record.
CUGUGUGCACAACAUGAUCACACGUGAAUGCAAAUCCAUUGGUACAUGUGUGCACAUCCACUUCCUACGCGCGCGCACACACACACGCACACGCACACACCACCACCACACACACCCGCCACACUUACACACGCCUAUUUCCUAGAGGAUUCAUGGGUAUGCACCCAGCUGCACGCACAUCUGUUUCCUUGCUGUGUACCAGACUCAUUCUUGUGGGGUUCUGUGACUAUGCGAAAUAGAGCACCUGUGUGUGUGUGUGUGCGCGCCAAUCUGUCGGAAGGCUACCUUCGUGCCAAAGCAUCUGGACUGAGUAACUAGUUGGACUAGUUUCGGCUCCACAUUCCAGCGUGUCGUUGGCAUGCAUAGCUUUCAUGGCUGAGGUUGUUGGUAUGUCUGUUGGCUCUGGGUUCCCAGUAGGCUGGUUGGUAAAGUAACUCCAAUUUCACAUCAAGGUACCAGUGCAUCUAGUGUCCGCUUCUAUCAACGCAGCGUGCUGUCUAUACUGGUUACCAUGGUCACCGCAGCCUAUGGACGUUCACACAUGCAACAGAGCUUGGCCGACGAUGAUCAUGCCGUGGUGAUGUGGAUCGAGUGAAUCUGGGGGUUGUAGCGGAGAAUAGGCAAAUGCACUGGACUGGAGCAGUACUUGCUUAUCACUGCCUCACACACAUGCACAACAGCAUCGAGCCACCACCAGCACCACCAGCAGCAGCGACAACACCUCUACUGGCAGCAGCAGCAGUAGUGCCCUACACAACAGCAGUGAACCAAUGUCGGCAGAACUACCGUCAAGCCGGAAUGGGGAGGCAGAGCAGAACACGGUGCGGGAUGCUGACUGCUCACCGGUGGUGUCGGUAACAGAGGAUGCCGAUCAUGGUGCAACUGGGAGUUCAAAUGCCAAUGAAAACGGCGGUGAGCUCACACACAAUGUUGCUAACAUUGCGACAGUUACGAUGGACGGCACAGCCACUGGUCCCAUGUUUCUUCCGACUACACCCUGUUCUGACAGUACGCAUGGAGCAAGUGCCGAAAAGGUCUACUCGCGACAUCCAUCUACGGAAGGCAAGCAGGAGAAUGCAGUCGCAGCCACGGCUGCGACAGCAAUGGCUGUCCCAGACAUGCAUCCCAAAGCAUCACUUGAAUCUGAUGAAGCACCACCUCCAGCACAUCCUAGCUCAUCGCAGACACAGGAUAGCAGUGAUAGCACCAUGGAUGAAGAUCCUGAUAAGGUGACUGCUGCAGCUGCCACAUCAAUGUUACCACCACCGGAGCAGAUAAGAGGAGCACAGGAUGGCGCUGCUGUGGCACUGAGACGCAAUCAAACUUCAACUGUACCUGUUGAUGAAAGCAUGGAGACUGUUCAAGGCAUUCAGGAAGUGACAAUAAACGAGGAAGAUGGUGAUGAUGUCAUUAGUGGUUCUGCAUCUGCAGCUGCAAAGGCUAGCUCGGAUGUUGAGAAUGCUGAUGAUGGCGACAAUGGCGAUGUGUCAAGUCAAGAAACAACUACUAAAGUCACGUUUCCUGAUGCUAAAGCCCUGCUUGUAACUGGCCUUAGCGCCAGUAACAGCAGUAGUACAUUGGCCACGCGUAUGAACUCGCAAUCGCCAGAUCUCAGCCAGAGAAUACUGCAUCAUGCUAACUUUAACUGCAGAGAGUACAUAGAAAGUCUUCAACAGCAGCUCAGCGAAUUGCAGAAAGAGAACACGUUUAAACAGGCUGAGGUGUGGAAGUACAAGCAUGAAAAUGAGAGUCUUAAGAGCCAAGUUGAGAAGAACAAGUGUGCGUUGCAGCAAGUACAGGAGGAAAUGAAGACGAUGGAUGAGCGGCUCAGGGUAGAAUUUAAUGAGAAGACAGAGUCCAUCGUCUCUGCAGUGCAUCAAGCAUUUGAAAACCGACAAGCUGCCGAUUACCAAUGGUGUCGAGAACUGACCAGUAAAAUAGAGCACAUGGAGAUAAAGCACAGUGAUGAGGUUGGAAGACUGACUCAACGCAUUGAUGCUGAACGCAAAGAAAAGGCUCAACUUGAGCAGGAGGUUCGCAACUUGCAAGAGCAGAUCAGGGACUUGCGGCAGAAGAAUAUGCGGCUGGACAAGGAGCUGGAGGUGUACAGAGCACAACAACUGGGCCUUUCUGUGGACCAGCCUUUGCCAACAUCUGAUACAAGUGAUGUGUCGACCGUGAGCAGUGUGCAAGAAACCACUGAGAACAGGCCUGAACCUGGUGUAUCAGCAGCUUUGAGACCUUCGGAUGAUGAGCGACGAAUUGUGGAGAUCAGAGAGAUUCAAUGCACUAUCCUGUGGAAAGCGGAAGAGUGUAGCCAGUAUGUGAUGCAGAACUCUCUAGCCAUGCUUCAGUCGGUACGAAGACAGCAGCAAUGUGCAGUGUUGGCUGAUAAGAAAUGUGCACCGUGUCACUAUGCACUUCCGCCUUCUGUUGCGGAUCAAGUAGAUACUAGGCACAACUCUUCACAGACAGCCACAGCAGCGGCCCUAAGUCCUGGCAAGCUGUGCCUCCCUUGUAGUAUCGGAGGUGUGAUCAGGGUGCCGAUUAUCAAUAGGCGUACUGCAACAACGCCCAUUGCGAAGCGCAUCGGCCUGACCGAAGAGAAACUCGGCCAGCUGCACAAUCAUAUCUGCUUGCACUACCAGAUCGCGAAGUAUUACAUGCAGGGAUUGGUGGCUAUUGUACCUGACUGGGACGUAAGGUCGAAUGGCAUCAGUCAAUCGCGUACGCUGCGUGUCAUUGUCCUGGACGAGCAGAUCAUGGGCCACUCGGUCUCAUUGAAUCCCGAGUGUGAGCGAUCCUGCCAAAAGGCAAUCUGCCUGGACACUCUACCGCUGUGUAUGGCAAGCCUUCAUGGUAGACACCUCACGGUUGCUGAACAGGACUGGCCAGAUCCGGAUGUUCUUGCCGUCAACAUCUGGUAUGUGUUCCGUAAGGCAAUGGAAGACCGACAGCGUCGACUACCCACACUGGACCCAACCACGCGCCAAUUCAGACCGUCCUUCUCCAAGGCUACACUGGAAGUUGUGGAGCAUGUCCGCCAGUUGUGCACCGAGCUGUUCAGAACAGCCGUUGGUGAUGACCAGCUUUACAAGAGCUUUGUGAAAGCCAUGUUCCUGGCCGAUGCUGCCAGCUUGGUUGAUGAAGAUCAUUGACAGUCAGAUGAUGAUCAUUGCUGCAUGGCUUGUAUUGGUGUCACUUUGUGGCACAGGAGUGGUCACUGGCUUUUCUGCGGACGACCAUCCAGCUAGGUCAGUUACUUGUCUGACCUGAUAUAUCAAAGCAGCAUGUUGGUCAGUCUUGACCAGUCACGUGACUUGAGGGUCAAAGUUGAACAUGUAUCUAACUUACUACAUGUAGCUCCACUGGAGCAAAACAGCUGUCCGGAGGGUCUGCAAAAUCAAGCUCUCAGUGGCUAUCGUCCUGGCUGCGGUGGAGAUGUGCUAGUGGCGUUGUGAAGGGUCUGAUCUUGAACAUGUAUGUUCCAGAAGAGAGCCGCAGUAAACACUGGCUCAGCGACCUGCCAAGUACUGUGCAAGUGUUUCAAUUGAACUGAGAUGAAUAGGUAACUCGAAACAAUAUUUAUCACAUUCUUAGCAUUCGACCUCACUGAUUCCCCUGAUAGCUAAGCACUCAAAUAUUUUGCAUAUUUGACCUUGAGUAUACAUGUAUCACUAUUAUGACACAUGCAUGCAGUAGAUAUCUAUCUUAGAUCGAAUUAGAACUUUUGAGCUGAGAUAUCUGCGCAAGCGGCUUGGCAUCAAAUACUACCAUCAUCACACGAAUGAUCAUAGUUAGUAAGGCAUCAUGACAGCUA